AAUAUUUCUUCUAUUGGAAUUGCAAAUUUUAGUGGGCAUAUUACAUGGUCCCUGCAACAGACGAGAACAUGAAAAAUCACCAUUUCUCGAAAGCUUUAAUUACUCUUUUUAGACCAAAAGUGACACUGUUUCUCUCUCCAAGUUUUCCCUCCCGUAUAAAGGUUUUAGGCUUUUAGCUCUGGUUAUUAAACCCCAUAAACCCUAAAUCAACUUUCUCUCUCCUCUCUGUUCAACAAUGGAGCCUUCAUUAGGGCACAAAACCAAACAGCUCGAGUUCACAUUAGCUUCAGUCUCUCACCUCCCUCUUCCGCCUUCAACUACAUCGCCAUCGUCUUCUCCGUCGUCCGCUAGGUUUCUUGUCGAUUCUGGUGUCGCUGAGCUCCAGAUUUUUAGUGAAUCCGAUUCCAAUAAUUCUACAAAUGUUGAUCUUCAGACUGCUCAGUUGUUUAAAUUCAGUCCAGUUGAAUCAAUUUGCAUAAGUGAAGAUUCUGAAACUGAUAAAGAGGAGACGUACUCGAAGGGUGUCAACAUCCAAUUUAGGAGCGCGGAGGAAAGCGAGGCCUUUCAUAGUGCAUUUGAACAAUGGAAGAAAGAAGCAGAUUGCAAAGGAUCACAGUUACCAAAUGGAGCAGUUUCAGCUUGUGGGAGCAAAUUCGAUUCCAAGACAGAGGCAUCUUCUGCUAAAAUGUAUUUUCAUUACUAUGGACAGCUAUUACAUCAGCAAAAUAUGAUGCAGGACUACGUGAGGACAGGUACCUAUUAUGCUGCUGUCAUGGAAAACCGUGUGGAUUUUAGUGGGAAGGUGGUGGUUGAUGUUGGUGCCGGCAGUGGUAUCUUAUCAUUAUUUGCCGCACAGGCUGGAGCAAAGCAUGUUUAUGCUGUAGAAGCAUCUGAAAUGGCUGAUUAUGCACGCAAGCUUAUUGCGGGCAACCCCUUGUUGGCUGAUCGAAUAACGGUCAUUAAAGGCAAGGUUGAAGAAGUGGAGCUGCCUGAAAAAGCGGAUAUAUUGAUAUCUGAGCCGAUGGGGACGUUAUUGGUUAAUGAAAGGAUGCUGGAAUCUUACGUUAUUGCAAGAGAUCGGUUUCUUGUUCCUAGUGGGAAAAUGUUUCCUGGAGUAGGAAGAAUACAUAUGGCACCAUUCAGUGAUGAAUAUCUGUUCGUUGAAAUUGCUAACAAGGCACUCUUCUGGCAGCAGCAAAAUUAUUUUGGGGUGGAUUUGACUUCCUUGUAUGGAUCGGCAUUCCAGGGUUACUUUACACAGCCUGUGGUAGAUGCUUUUGACCCAAGGUUACUUGUUGCACCAGCUACACACCAUGUGAUAGAUUUUUCUACUAUUAAGGAGGAGCAGCUAUAUGAAAUUGAUAUUCCACUAAAAUUCACUGCCGCCGUGGGCACAAGGGUGCAUGGGUUAGCUUGUUGGUUUGAUGUUUUGUUUGAUGGGAGUACGGUCCAGAGGUGGCUCACCACUGCUCCGGGUUCACCAACUACUCACUGGUACCAAUUACGUUGUGUUCUCGAACAACCUAUCUAUGUCAUGGCUGGACAAGAAAUUACCGGACGCCUUCAGAUGGUUGCUCACAAUAAUCAGAGCUAUACCGUAUAUCUUACUUUGUCAGCUAAAAUGUGGGGUGUUGGCGCUGAGCAAGGAGGAAUCCUUCAGACUUCUUCUGGAAAGAUGGAACUGAAGGAACCCUAUUACAGAAUGUCCCAGCCUCAAUUACAAUCUCAGGCGUAUGCAACAUCUCAAGAUCAGCAGCCACAACAACUUAUUCAGCAACAGGAUAUGAACAUCCAAUCACUGGAUCUUGAAGGAGCUGAGUUACUACAAAAUGAAUUGGAAAAUCAAAAUGUUCAAAUCCAGUAGAAAAGCUGAAAUCCACAAGCUUCAAUUGUUGAAAGGUAGGGGCUGUGUUCAAUUUGUUGUACCAUAGAGUGUGCUGCCAUCCAUAGUGCUCAAAGAGUUCUGCAUCGUUGUACCAGCCAUGGUCCAGUAAAUGUUACCCCUGUGAAUUAAGAAAUUCUUUGUUAGUGAUUUAGAAUCUGAUGUUGUUAUUUAUCAGCUUAGAGUUGGAUAAAAUCUCAACUUGGUACAAGUUUUCAGUGUUACCAAUGUUUACUUGGCAAUUUGAUUAAGAGCAUCAAGUGUUCAUUCUAUCAAUUCCUGGAUCGAGCAAUCAGAGAGCCAAUGCUGAAGCUUCCGAUGAAAACUCUGUUGGCAGCCCGUAGUUGUAUGAGUUAACUUGUAGUCAUUGCACGAAAGAAAUCAAAAUUUAGCUACAAUCCAUAUUGUGGGUUGACUGUUGGUCUUCUACUAUCAGAACACACACCAAGUGAGUACGAAAUAUAAAUUUCUUUAUCCUUGUUUCUUUA
Molecule: messenger RNA, 2370 nt
Organism: Spinacia oleracea (spinach)
Lineage: Eukaryota; Viridiplantae; Streptophyta; Magnoliopsida; Caryophyllales; Amaranthaceae
Product: probable histone-arginine methyltransferase 1.3
Exons: 15
Coding region: 236-1864 (542 amino acids)
Biological process (GO): peptidyl-arginine methylation, to asymmetrical-dimethyl arginine; chromatin remodeling
Molecular function (GO): histone H3R2 methyltransferase activity
Source: RefSeq, a predicted model, not a curated record